AUGAAGUCAGCACAAGUAUUUCUGACUUUGGCUGCAGCUCUGCUGCAACCAUUCGUGGCAGCCGGCACAGUGAAGCGCCAAAUCUCGUCCGUUGUAUCCGGCACUCCGCCGGGCUUUGCAGCAUCCGUCACCGGGGGAGGCAACGCCACUCCAGUAUAUCCAACCACGAUUGACGCGCUCAAAUCCUACCUGACAUCCUCGGAGCCUCAAGUCAUUGUCAUUUCGGGGGCCUUUAACUUUAUCGGUUCAGAAGGAACUACCACCUACGAGGCAUGCAACAUCUAUGAUUGCACGCCCGAGAACGGUGGACAAGCAUUGCUCAACACCCUGGGUGGAUGCGGUUCCACUGCGACUUACUCGGUGGCCGUGGACACGGCCUCAAACGGCAUCAAUGUCCAGUCGGAUAAGACUCUGGUUGGUAAGAAUGGUGCCACUUUGGAGGGCAAGGGACUGCGCUUUGUAAACGUUGAAAACAUCAUUAUUCAGAACGUUGCCAUCACCAAUCUGAACCCCAAAUAUGUCUGGGGUGGAGAUGCCAUUACGCUUUCGGGGACCAAGAACAUCUGGAUUGAUCAUGUUACGACCUCGUUGCUUGGACGUCAGCAUUACAGCUUCGGGCCAGACUCCAACCAAGGCAUUGCCAUUUCCAACAGCUUCAUCAGCGGCGAGACAACGCAAUCUGCCACGUGUGAUGGGCGCUCCUACUGGGGUCUUGAGUUGGUCGGAUCAGAUGAUACGAUUACUUUCUUGAGGAACCGCGUGGAUUGGACCUCUGGCCGUGGUCCUGCACUAUCCGGCACCACACUAUUUCAUGCCAUCAAUAGCAUAUUCUCCAACACGGGCGACCAUCUCAUCGAGGGUGGUCUAGACAAUGGCAUGGGUUUGUACGAGGGCAAUUAUUUCUGGGCGGUCCCGACUCCCGUUGCUUCGGGCUGGGGUGGCCAUUUGUUCACCGUCCCAUCAGGCACAGAAGCGAAUUGCGCGCAGUAUCUGGGUCGAAACUGCGCCGUCAACAAUGUUUCAAACUCGGGCGCUUUCUCCUAUACCGAUACUUCCUUUCUGAGUCGAUUCUCUGGCAGCAGCAUUCCUGCAGUUGUGGCAGCGUCCGAGAUUAUGAGCGCUGUUGUCGGAACAGCAGGCAAUACGCUAUAG
Messenger RNA from Pestalotiopsis fici W106-1, 1152 nucleotides. RefSeq names its product pectin lyase E. Lineage: Eukaryota; Fungi; Ascomycota; Sordariomycetes; Amphisphaeriales; Sporocadaceae. Gene Ontology annotation, molecular function: pectate lyase activity. Bases 1 to 1152 code for a protein of 383 amino acids. The transcript has 3 exons. The record is from RefSeq and is a predicted model, not a curated record.